Messenger RNA from Fusarium verticillioides 7600, 1149 nucleotides. RefSeq lists its product as hypothetical. The transcript has 2 exons. The record is from RefSeq and is a predicted model, not a curated record. The coding region runs from base 1 to 1149 and encodes 382 amino acids. NCBI's taxonomy places the organism in Eukaryota, Fungi, Ascomycota, Sordariomycetes, Hypocreales, Nectriaceae.
AUGUCUCGUAAUGAACGGCCGCAUAUACUCUGCAAAUCAAAACAGCCGAGUAACUCUGGUUUCUUCUCGGGAUCUUGGGUUGGUGGCAAUGCGACCGCAUCCCGCAGGCGAGAGUAUAUGCUUGAGUUUUUGAGAUGGAUGCGCGAAGAAAGGGACUCAAACGAACUGAAAAAUCUUGAAAAGGAAUGCAGGGAUGAAGUCAAAGCAUGGUUUGUGAAUGACUUCAGCUUGCAACCCCUCAAAGGCAUUCGGCCUAUCCCUAUCUUCCCGUGGCAAUACAUUGGCGGAGCACCGCGUGGUCGGUAUUUAGACACAUGGGAGAAUAAUACUAGAGAGCUUCAGACACGCAUCCUGCGGCGACUUGGUCCCGGUCCACCUGAUUCAUGGAGAAAAAACAGGCGACUUCGACCACGUUUCUACAUCCAAGACAUUCUCGGAAACUCGCAGUCGGUUGUGAAGCCUGAGUUGGAGGAUGGAAGCUGCAUUGAUGAUCUUCCAGAAGCCGCUAGCGUGCCUAAAGAGCAACUGGCGACUGCAAACAUGGAGACGCCGUCACACCAAAACGAUGACAACCACCCAAGAGAAGCGUCACUGCGAGCUCUUGAUGAACGUGAUACCGACAGUUGGAAAAUGCCAGAAAAUGCAGAGAGCCGCCAAUCUAAUGGUGGCCACGAUCCUCAAACUGCCAACCAAGACCCAAGCUUUUCCGAACACCUAGAUGAUCAUGAUGAUCAAGGGCACCAGACUAAUCGUGUUACACCACGCCGACAUGGAGCUCCUCGCUUAACGUCAUCUCCAGAACCCUUCAGCGCCAUCUCUCUUUCUCUCGAAUGUUUUGCUAAAAUGAGCGCUCGCUUGCAUUGUGUGGAAGACGAGAAUUUUGAUGUUGACACCGUGGCAUGGCUCGUCAUAGGCCUCGGAGCCGAUGAGUCUCGGAAUCGGUUGUUCUACUUUUACGACCAUGCGACAUUUGAUGUAUGGUAUUGCUUGGGUGAUGUGGUAUCGCAUCCAGUACGCCAUUUGACUGAACUUGGAUCAUCACAGGAGGCAUGUAUUUCGCAUGGACUAUCGUGCAAACGAGUGAUGGUAGUCAAGGAUGAACUUGACCUUCGACGUCUCCGUUUCGAGGCAGUUCAUUGCGAUGAGUGA